Molecule: messenger RNA, 3599 nt
Organism: Sinocyclocheilus anshuiensis
Lineage: Eukaryota; Metazoa; Chordata; Actinopteri; Cypriniformes; Cyprinidae
Gene: epb41a
Product: erythrocyte membrane protein band 4.1a
Exons: 21
Coding region: 146-2962 (938 amino acids)
Biological process (GO): actomyosin structure organization; cortical actin cytoskeleton organization
Cellular component (GO): cytoskeleton; plasma membrane
Molecular function (GO): actin binding; structural molecule activity
Source: RefSeq, a predicted model, not a curated record
ACUAGAAUCUAAACACCGUUUUAAAAAAGCUUGGAUGAUUUUGUAAAUAGGUUUGCUUACCGUGAUAUCUGUGGAAAAGCGGCUACUGGAUAUUUCGUAGUGGAUUAUUUCUACCCGUUGAUGAAUUGAAGGGAGAGCGACUGCCAUGACCACAGACGAGGCGGAGAGCGUUCAUAAGAAACAGGUGUGCGAACAGCAGCAGGAAGAGGAGGAACCUGCUGCACAGGAGCCAGGCCCCGCUGACACCGCUCAGGACAGCCCCUCCAGCACCUCGCCGCCCCCUGGGGUCUCGGAGGAGGAACAGCAGCUGAAGCCGCGUCAGCGCACGUCCGCUGGCCGCGGCCUCUCCCGCCUCUUCUCCUCCUUCCUGAAGCGCCGCUCACAGUGCUCUGAGGGGGUGGAGACGGAGAGGGCCCGGGAGAAGAACAGCCAGGAAGAACCCAAAGCUCCCAUAGCGGACCCUGAGCCAGAACUGCGCAUAGAGGGCGAUGUUGCUCUAGACCAGCACUCAGUCAGCAGUGCUGAAAACCAGCAAAUCGUAGCGGAUCAGAAGGAAGACGCCGAGCUGGAGUCCGGUAAGGGAGAAAUGGGGGAGAAGGGGGAAAAGAAGGAGAAGAAGGAAAAGAAGAAAGAGAAGAAGGAGAAAGCAGAUAAGGAGAAGCCAGAGAAGAAGGAGAAGCCAGAGAAAAAAGAGAAAGCAGAGAAGAAGGAGAAAAAAGAGAAGAAGGAGAAGAAAAAUGAGGACAAGGCCAAAGGAGAGGAGGGAGAGAAAGACAAGGAACGCGAGAAGGAAAAAGAGAAAGUAGAGGAAGAGGCCAAGCCGGAAGAUGCAUGUGCGGCAGAAACAGAAGUAAAGGAGGAAGGAGAAAAAGAGGAAGAGAAACAGGAGGAGAACACGGUGGAGGAGGAGGAGGAGGAGGAGGAGGAGGGGAAGAAGCAGAAAGCAUCUCGCCGCCCCAGGAUCAUGCACUGCAAAGUCAAGCUGCUGGAUGAUUCUCUCUUCGAGUGUGAGCUGGAAAAACAUGCCAAAGGCCAGGAUCUGUUUGCAAAAGUGUGCGACCACCUGAACCUAUUAGAGAAGGACUAUUACGGUCUGGCCAUAUGGGAGACGCCAACCAUAAAGACAUGGCUGGACUUCACCAAGGAGAUCAGGCGGCAAGUACUAGGCAGCAACUAUGAUUUCACAUUCAAUGUGAAGUUCUACCCUCCUGAUCCAGCCCAGCUAUCAGAAGACAUCACCAGGUACUACUUGUGUUUGCAGCUGCGGAAGGACAUCAAGAACGGCUGUCUGCCUUGCUCUUUCGUGACCCUGGCCCUGCUGGGCUCUUACGCCCUGCAGUCUGAGCUGGGCGAGUAUGACCCCGAGGUGCACGGCACUGACUAUGCCAAGGAGCUCCAGCUCAUCCCAGGACAGACCAAAGAGCUGGAGGAGAAAGUCAUGGAGCUUCACCGCACAUACAGAUCUAUGAGUCCGGCUCAGGCUGAUAUGAUGUUCCUGGAGAAUGCUAAAAAACUGGCCAUGUAUGGUGUUGAUCUCCACCAGGCAAAGGAUCUGGAUGGAGUGGAUAUAAUGCUGGGCGUUUGCUCCAGUGGCCUGAUGGUGUAUAAGGACAAGCUGAGGAUUAAUCGAUUUCCCUGGCCGAAAGUUCUCAAAGUCUCCUACAAACGCAGCAGUUUCUUCAUCAAGAUACGGCCAUCUGAUCUGGAACAUUACGAAAGCGCCAUUGGCUUUAAACUGCCCAACUAUAAGGCCGCCAAGAAACUGUGGAAAGUGUGUGUGGAGCAUCACACAUUCUUCAGGUUGACGUCCACAGAAGCGGCCACCACUCCAAGGAAGUUCCUGGCUCUGGGAUCGAAGUUCCGCUACAGCGGCCGAACUCAGGCCCAGACCCGCCAGGCCAGCUCCGUGAUUGACCGACCCGCUCCGCAUUUCCAGCGCUCCGCCAGUAAGAGGGCAUCCCGCAGCUUAGAUGGAGCCAUGGUCUCGACCCCAGAUAAGAACGCCCGUCCCGUCAGCGCUCCUAUCAUAUCUCCCAUCUCUCCAGGCGACAUGGCUCCUUCCCCAGUAGCAUCUGCCGCCCGCACUGACCGUAAAGAGACGUCCACGCCCACAGGCCGUCCACGCUCCACUGAGAGGAAGAGUGAGGUGAAGGCAGAUGGCUCCAAAACACACAGCACCAAAGCAGAGGGCACACCUGAAAUCAAGAUGGUAGCCCGCCGAGAACGGCAGCAACGUGAUGCCCCGGUGGUGAUGGCCACCAAUGGGGAGAGAAAGAGCCAGUCGCCACGGGCGGACACAAAGAUGGUGCGCAUAAGGAAGAAAAGAGCUAAGAAAUUUGAGGGUGAAACUAUUUAUAUCAGACAUAGCAAUUUAAUGUUGGAGGACGUGGAUAAGACACAGACACAAAUCAUGCGUCAUCACACCAGUAUCAGCGAGCUCAAGCGAAGCUUCAUGGAGUCGGUGCCUGAGCCGAGGCCCAGCGAGUGGGACAAGCGUCUGUCCACUCACUCGCCCUUCCGCACCGCCAGCUUCAACGGCCAGCUGCAGCCCGACUCUCCUGUGGUGAAGACGAAAACGAUCACCAUUUCUGAUGUCACCAACUCCCUUCGCAGCGAAAUCGCCAGCAAGGACAUCCCGAUUGUGCAUACAGAGACCAAGACCAUCACAUAUGAGUCUGCACAGCCCAACGCGGUGUCAGAGAAGGAGUCUGGGAUGCUGUUGAGUGCUCAGACCAUCACUUCAGAGACUGUCAGCACCACCACCACAACCCAGAUCACCAAGACGGUGAAAGGCGGAAUCUCAGAGACCCGUAUCGAGAAGAGAAUCGUGAUCACUGGAGACACUGAGAUUGACCAUGAUAAGGCUCUUGCUCAGGCUAUAAAGGAGGCGAAGGAGCAGCACCCUGACAUGUCUGUGACGAAAGUGGUGGUGCAUCAGGAAACAGAGAUCACCCCUGAGUAACUCCUGCAUGAGACACAGAAAUGCUGUCCUGUUUUGUUUGUCUCGGAUGGUUGUUGACCUAGCUUUGAUCUCACAUCAACGCAGGGUGAAAAAACGGGACCAGUCGGGUUUAUGAAUGUUAAAAAACAACGCAAGAUCCCUCACAUCCAACCUCCUACCGUCAACCCACCGACUUCCCCUUACGGACAAACUCUUCCUGUAGCAGUGCAUGUCCCACCCAGCCAUUGCCAUCUGAGACACCACUUUCCAGACCCUAAACAUCUGUCAGAUUUCAAGCGUCGUACAGCAAACUGAGCAUCCAGCAUCUACUCCAGAAGCAGAAUUCAAAGACCAGUUCUCAUCCACAUCUCAACACCUCGGACAGACUUUUUCCAAAAAUCCUGCCUGACCUCUACCACAUCAAAGACUUUCCAUGACGGACUGAACCAUGUUUUCUCAAAACUUUUUAUCUCAAAUUCAUACGGUAUUUUUUGGGUGGAUUCCAAAGGGAUGGUUCACAAAAUAACAACUGGGCGGUGGGAAUUUUCUAAAGUGUCAAUUUGUUGUUGUUGUUGUUUAAUUUUUUUAAAGCUUAAUUUAAUAUUUUUUGCUGUUGUUGCAAUUGGUUGAUUAUCUGUCACAAUCUGAAGAAUCACAA